Messenger RNA from Balaenoptera musculus (blue whale), 414 nucleotides. It is a transcript of the gene SCT, whose product is annotated as secretin. Gene Ontology annotation, cellular component: extracellular region. Gene Ontology annotation, molecular function: hormone activity. Bases 1 to 414 code for a protein of 137 amino acids. Gene Ontology annotation, biological process: brain development; positive regulation of somatostatin secretion; positive regulation of pancreatic juice secretion. The record is from RefSeq and is a predicted model, not a curated record. The transcript is spliced from 4 exons. NCBI's taxonomy places the organism in Eukaryota, Metazoa, Chordata, Mammalia, Artiodactyla, Balaenopteridae.
AUGGCCACGCGGGCCCUGCUGCUGCUGCUGCUGCUAGUGCUGCUGCCGCCGCCGCCGCCGCUCCGGGGCUGCGCCGCGCGCCCCGCGCCCCCCAGGGCCCCGCGACACUCGGACGGGACUUUCACCAGCGAGCUCAGCCGCCUGCGGGAGAGCGCGCGGCUGCAGCGGCUGCUGCAGGGCCUGGUGGGGAAGCGCAGCGAGCAGGACACAGAGAACAGCACAGCCUGGACCAACUCUGCGGAGGGCCACCUCUGCCUGCUGUGGUCGGACGCGCCCACCCUGCAGGCCUGGAUGCCCCUGAGGCCCCCCGGGGAUCAGGCCUGGUCUCCCCAGGUGCCUCUUGGACUGAGAGCUGGGGUCAUGCUGUCGGAGCCGGCCAUCCCUGCUGCUGAGGGGAUGCAGAUGAGGCCCUGA